AAAGGACCUUGGAAAGCUAAAAGGGUUUCAGAUCUGGAUCUUAUUUUCCAGUUGUUUUUGGUCAGAAAACUCUGAACUAAAUUCGCUCGUGCCUGUUUGACAAGCCUUGUGAGUUUACAGUGUAUUUAGACGACAGGAAAAACCUGAAUCAUCUGGUAAUCUACCUUACAUUCAAAGCUGGUCAAGAACUAGCCCUGUUUCCUGAUUUCUUUCCGGCCACCAGGUCGUAUAACGUAAGCGAACGGAAUGUGUCCUUGAACAAUCAAAAUUUUAUUGACGACUUCGCUGCCAUAUGACGUGAGUGAAAGGACUUUUCCGUCUUCUUUUGAUCGCGUUCGCAGAGGAAAUAACUCAGGAUAGAAACUGAUAUUCUUUCAAAAAUUCGGAAUUACCAUUCGAACAAAGGGAAAAUAUUCGACAGGAAUAAGAUCCUGUAAGAUCGCGGGUCAAAAUGGAAACUGGUAUAGAGACAGAAGGGGACCGAGAGCUGGGAAAGGACACCAACGACGAAUCAAGCGACAGAAACGACAAAAGCAAAGAUGUCAUCAAAACUGCAAAACCAAAGAAGGAGCCAUUACGGAAUCUUCUGGCUUUCUAUGCUUUCGGUGCGUUGAUUUACACAGUAUAUUCUGUCAUCAUUUCAGGCGCACAAGACAUUCUGGCGGGUACUUUCAUUCCAACUGCCGCCGUGUUGGUGACAAAUGUUGGUCCAUAUUUUCUUGUGACAAUGAUCGCACCCUAUUUUAUACACAAGGUGCCGUACGUCGUGCGAAUAGUGGCGAUUUAUGCAUUUUUUACAGCAGGUCUGUUUAUCAUUGUUUAUGCUAAAGAAGUCUAUCUGAAGCUAGUUGGAAUUUGUACAACCUCCCUUGGAGCCGGAAUUGGGGAAGUAUCAUUUUUUACCUUAACCGCGUACUAUGAGAAGGUUUCGGUUGCUGCUUAUUCAGCGGGCACAGGCUCUGGCUUUAUUUUGGGACCUCUUUAUUAUACUGGUUUAACAACAUGGAGCUGUGUUUCGCCGAACAGUGCAAUGCUGAUAAUGGCUGGGUCACCUCUUCUCUAUCUAUUCUUUUAUGCAAUCAUGGAGAAAAAACACUCUGUGGCUGCUGUCACAUCCGGGGAACUUAACAAAUCGGAGUCACAAGCGAACAUGGUCACGUGGAAAGAAAAACUUUCUACAGCCGGAAAGAUCCUCCCAUUGGUUGUAUCUCUGUUCAUUGCCUACGUCAGCGAAUACGUCAUCAUUCAAUCUGUUAUCACUACUAUGGCAUUUCCGAGCGCCCCUUUCCCGCCUAGAGUUCAUUAUAGAUACUAUAUUUUUAUAUUUUUGAGUGGUGAAUUUAUUGCCAGGUCUUACCUUGCUGUGAUUGCCUCCCUGAAGCCAAGCCUUGUCAAUGUGUUCGCGAUUAGACGCAUAUGGAUAUUAUCGUUAGUCCUAGUGGCUCAACUAGUGUUUUUUACUCUAGCAGCAUGGUAUAGAUUCUUACACGACGUGUGGAUCGUUUUUAUUUUAAUUUUCAUCGCUGGUUUAGGCGCGGGUGCAGCUUUCACAAACGCUUUUGUUGUAGUGUCAGAGACCGACCCCAGAUUUAAGGAAUUUGCCAUGGGAUUUGCAACCAUAGGAAUGGGGGCCGGAACAUUUUGCGCUGGGGUAGUGGGACUACUUAUGGAACCGGUGAUUCGUGAUCAUUGUUUACUUGUAUCAGACGUAGGAGACUAUUGCUUUACCAGACCCUUUGGCGGAUGGAAUCAAACCUUAAGUUGCUGACACAAGCUGGACAUUGAUCGGGUGAUGUAAGCGUGCGUGUUAAGAUAGUCAUGAAAAGUACUGCUGUUGGUGACAUUGCCUGACGUUUAGACAACCUGGAUAAAAUCCAUCGCCGGUCAGAACCCCACAAAGUCACAAGUAUUUAUCCCGAAGUUCAUUUUCCCUGUUGCCAAAUUUGGAAAAAAAUGAACUGUCUGUAGCGUAUGCACCUUGUAUUUAUUUUCGUACACUCCAGCUGUUGCUUUCUUCUCUAACCAAUGGCACUAUUUUCCCAUCUGAGCGGCCGAUUCAUUGUCCGCUUUCCUUCCGCGUUUAUAAAGCCGUCUCUCUCUUGUUUUAAAUAUCUUUUAUUAGUCAUUAGUUCUCACACCAGUGGUGAGUUGAUCAGCUUUUCAAAUUUGAACUUAGUUCCCAUGAUGCGUGGUGUUGGCAAUUUCUCUCAAUUUCAAAACCUUAGUCUUUUUAUUUUUAGAAUUUUUUUUUUCGAUAUUACUUGGCCUGUCUUAACCUGGGUACCAUUAGAAUCGUAAAUGCUAAAUGUAGAGAUAUUUUGUAAUAUCAGCAAGAUAGAUAAGUUAAACUAAAAAGAUGAUGAAAAAAGAGCAACUGGCGCGGAAAGUUUGGGUAUGAAGUGAAGACACUAACAACGCCGUGUCACAUGCACCCUCUUCGGUUGAGUCAGUGCACCAAAAAAAUAUGAUAAUUCAGUCAAAUUCAGGUAUUAAAACAAACAGAGGUACUUAAACUGAAUAGUUCGACAUCUUAACAAAAAAAUACCUUUAUUUUAAUCAUGAUAUUUUUUAUUAUGAUUUUUCAAGCGCGAAGUUUUGUCUCUUUUAUUCAAAUUGGUUCUAUAUGUUUUACGUUGUUAGAGUGAGUGCUCACUGGAAGAUUUCGUUUUCAAGUUGUUUGUUGCAGUAAUUGUCGUUGAUGUACCGCUUUCUCCUUUGGCAUCAGUUCGCAAUACUUGAUAUCAGUUCGUAAUACUUGAUAUCAGUUCGUAAUACUUGAUCAGUUCGUAACACUUGCAUGUUCAGUUGU
Stylophora pistillata is the source of this 2809-nucleotide messenger RNA. RefSeq lists its product as uncharacterized. Gene Ontology annotation, cellular component: vacuole; membrane. Gene Ontology annotation, biological process: regulation of intracellular pH. Lineage: Eukaryota; Metazoa; Cnidaria; Anthozoa; Scleractinia; Pocilloporidae. The record is from RefSeq and is a predicted model, not a curated record.